Messenger RNA from Cylicostephanus goldi, 156 nucleotides. The record is from the annotation of a GenBank genome assembly. Lineage: Eukaryota; Metazoa; Nematoda; Chromadorea; Rhabditida; Strongylidae.
CGUGUUCUAGUCGACAUAACAGAUGGUGAUCUUGAGGAAAUUGGCAUUGGCUCGUACGACGAGAGACAAGAUUUACUCCUUGAAAUCCGCAAAGAAAAGCUGUACAGCGAUUUGGACGAAUUAUCGAAGUUGAAAGCACAGAACCUAAGGGAAUAA